Molecule: messenger RNA, 1059 nt
Organism: Erpetoichthys calabaricus (reedfish)
Lineage: Eukaryota; Metazoa; Chordata; Cladistia; Polypteriformes; Polypteridae
Product: polymeric immunoglobulin receptor-like
Exons: 5
Coding region: 1-861 (286 amino acids)
Source: RefSeq, a predicted model, not a curated record
AUGACGAUUGGUGGCUGUUGUGACGAUGCAGACUCACCUCUGCUAUGGAUCCUUACCUCUGAGAUCACUGGUCAGGAAGGAGGUGCCAUAAGUAUCCAGUGUCAUCACUCUGAGGAUUUCAAAUUCAUUUCAAAGUAUUGGCAAAGGGGACUGGAAUGGAAUUCGUGUGAGACUCUGACUUCAGUUACAUUUGGAGAAGAUCAAUCCCAGAGAAGCUUUCCUCUGAGUAGAAGCAGAUUGGACAUGACUGACAGUGGUCAUUACUGGUGUGUGGGUGAAUAUAGUGAAGUUAAACUGGGAACUCCUUUGGAACUGAGAGUUAAAGCCUCAUCACUCCUGUGGAUCAAUGAUUCUGUAGUCACUGGUAUACGAGGAGGAAUGGUCAGCAUCCGGUGUCAUUACACUCAGGAUUACAAAUGCUAUGUGAAACAAUGGUGCAAAGGAGAAGAAUGGAACUCGUGUGAAAUUGUGGCCCAGGCAAUGACGUGGAAAGUAGGGGAUAAAGUAAGACUUGAUGAUGAUGAGUCUCAGGACAUCUUCACAGUGAAUGUGAGCGCGCUAGAGAUGACUGACGCUGGGCAUUACUGGUGUAUAAUGGAGAACAAUGAAGUUAAACUGGGAACUGCUGUGAAACUCAUAGUGAAAGAAGUUCUACCAAGCACAGAAACAUCAACUUCUGGAAUACCACCCACAGUGCAGACCUCAUCAGAUAUGCCAAGCCUUUCACAUAAAGAAAAAGCAUUUAUAUCCUUGGCAAUAAUGGGAAGUUCACUGAUCCUUUUCCUUGCUCUGAGCAUUAUACUUAAAAGAUACGUGACAAAGAUGAAGGGUGAGUUGUAUGUAAUAAUCACGACAAUAUGACAGAAUGAUGUAUCAGAAUUCAUAUUUUUUAACUCCCAUCCAUUUUCAAACCCUCCUAAUACAACAGUUCAAGUACAUGAUGGCUAAUAAGCAUGUGAUGCAAGGCAGGAUCUAAACAAACUUGAAUGGAGUGUCAAGAUUGUAAAUAUGUGUUUACAGUAGAUAGAUAGAUAGAUAGAACUUUACAUUAUGCUUGAU